This is a messenger RNA of Anoplophora glabripennis (Asian longhorned beetle), 1997 nucleotides long. RefSeq names its product exoglucanase B. Lineage: Eukaryota; Metazoa; Arthropoda; Insecta; Coleoptera; Cerambycidae. The record is from RefSeq and is a predicted model, not a curated record. The coding region runs from base 8 to 1939 and encodes 643 amino acids. The transcript has 4 exons. Gene Ontology annotation, molecular function: cellulase activity. Gene Ontology annotation, biological process: cellulose catabolic process.
GUCCAUCAUGCGGUCGUGGCAAGUAAUUCUGUUGAUCGGGUGCGCUACCCAAAUCCAAGCUGGUGUAUACACCCAGCGGUUUUUGGACCAGUAUGGCAAAAUACACAACUCAUCCGCUGGAUACUUCUCUCCUGUAGGAGUCCCAUACCACUCCAUCGAAACCCUAAUGGUUGAAGCACCCGAUUAUGGACACGAAACCACAUCUGAGGCUUACAGUUACUACAUCUGGCUAGAAGCCAUGUACGGUGCUAUCAGUGGUGACUUCUCCAGCUUCAACACUGCCUGGGAUGUCAUGGAAAAAUACAUGAUCCCUACACACGAAGACCAACCUACCAACAGCUUCUACAACCCAUCGAAACCCGCUACUUACGCUCCAGAGCACGACACACCCAACGAAUAUCCAGCCUGGAUGGAUACAAGUGUAGCAGUUGGUACCGACCCUAUAUCCCAGGAAUUGCAAUCUGCUUACGGUACUCCCGAUAUCUACGGCAUGCAUUGGUUGUCAGAUGUAGAUAAUAUCUACGGAUUUGGUGUCACUCCAGGAGGUGGAUGCGAAAAAGGACCUAGUGCUGCCGGCCCAUCAUACAUUAACACCUUCCAGAGAGGUCCCGAAGAAUCUGUCUGGAGAACGGUUCCUCAACCUUCCUGCGAUUCCUUCCAAUAUGGUGGUACCAAUGGUUUCUUGGAUCUCUUCACCGGUGACAACAACUACGCUAAACAGUGGAAGUUUACAAACGCUCCAGAUGCCGACGCUCGUGCCGUUCAAGCUGCUUUCUGGGCCUCCCGUUGGGCGGCCGAUGCUGGACAAACAGGAACAAUUUCCGCCACUUUGGAGAAGGCAGCUAAAAUGGGUGACUUCCUGAGGUACGCCUUGUUCGACAAAUACUUCAAGAAGAUCGGAGACUGCGUUGGUCCACAAACUUGCGCAGCCGGAACUGGCAAGGAUGCCGCUCACUAUUUGCUGUCCUGGUACUACGCCUGGGGAGGAGCCUUAGACACCAACGGCGGAUGGGCAUGGAGAAUCGGAGAUGGCGCCGCUCAUUUCGGUUACCAGAACCCAUUGGCCGCAUAUGCCUUGGCUAACGAAGCUAGCUUGAAACCAAAAGGAUCCACCGCUGUUUCUGAUUGGCAAACUUCCUUGGAAAGACAGUUGGAGUUCUACAGCUGGCUGCAAACCGAAGAAGGUGCAUUCGCUGGUGGCGCUACUAACACUUGGAAUGGCCGAUAUGAUACUCCCCCAUCCAAUUUGACUAGCAACACUUUCCACGGUAUGUUCUACGAUUGGGAACCCGUAUACCACGAUCCACCAUCCAACAGAUGGUAUGGUAUGCAGUCUUGGUCUCUAGACAGAUUGGCCCAAUACUAUUACGUAUCUGGUGAUGCUACCGCCAAAGGCCUGUUGGACAAAUGGGUGUCCUGGGUUCUUGCCAACACCAAAUUCUCCGGCAACUCCUACCAACUGCCUGCUACCCUUGAAUGGUCUGGUCUACCUGGAAACGACCUUCAUGUAAGCAUCACCGCCUACACGAAUGAUGUCGGUACUGCAGCCGGCACCGCCAGGGCCUUGGCCUACUAUGCCGCCAAAGCCAAUGCGGAGAACGCAAAAUCCGCAGCUAAGCAAUUGUUGGACAUCAUGUGGGAGAAUUUCCAGACCCAAUACGGAGUUUCCAAUGAAGAACCUCGUGAAGACUACAGCCGAUUCAACGAGCCCGUUUACGUUCCAAGUGGAUGGACUGGCACGUACCCGAACGGAGAUGUAAUUGAUUCUUCCGCAACUUUCAUCGGACUCCGAUCGUGGUACAAGAAUGACCCAGAAUGGUCCAAGGUAGAAUCUUACCUGAACGGAGGCUCCGUUCCCAGUUUUACUUACCAUCGUUUCUGGGCUCAAGCUGACAUUGCUUUGGCCAAUGGAGCUUAUGGGCUUCUCUUCAACGAAUAAAUGAUUGUCUUAUGCUGUUCCGAAUUUUACUGAACUUUAAUAAAUAUAUUUCUUCAUA